GACGUGCCUUGACCAGCCAGGCUGGCGCGACAGUUGUGUUGGCGAGCAAAGGAGACACAGUGUAGAGGAGCUGGCACCGGCGCGGGCGCGCUACCGGCCAGACGGCGAGCGUCAAAUUGGGGGGACCUGACCCAUGCAGGUCCCGACGAGUCUGUGCGCGGUCCGGCCCGGCUCGAGGUCGUCACGAACAACUUGGGAGACGGGAUUAAUCGCGCGGGCGGGUUGAUAUUAAGACGGGGGCAGAUGCUGGAGCCGCCACGACCUCGAUAUGUUUGCAAAGUGGAGUAAGUCAACAAGGACGAGCGCAGACCUGCCCUUGCGUCGGAGUGAUUAAACGCACCAACGCGAAGCAGCGAGGGACUGGCCGGGCGGGCCACGGGCAAGGACCAGAGCAACAGUACGUCACGAGCCGAACGUGAGCCAACAACGUCCGAUACCGCAUAGAAAAGCGCCCGCGCCCCGGGGUCAUGAAUGGGAGCGUCGCGUGCGAGCCCGGGGCAGCGAUUCUGCUCGGUGCUGGUGUCCAUGGACAAAUGGGGAAGCAAUCAGAGGAGAGCACGGGUCUAGACAACGUGACGUCUGAGGACAGGUUGCAAACACUUGGCUCAGUCUAGACGAGAGAAGACUGGGUGGGGGGAUCGGAUAGAAGCAAGAUACAUUUAGGUACAUCUUUUACUGGACUAACUACAGCUGGGAGAGACGUUAGCCAAGUGUCGGGCACAAAACGCCCUUUCCCGGUGUGCUCAAACAAGCGGGCACGGCCAGAGUUAAAUGCCAGGUAGAACAAUAUGACGUGUUUUAUCCCAUGGGGAGUCUGAUAAGUCUUCAAACACAGACCGGGUUUGUUUGACCAGGGCAACGGUUCCCUGCUUUGUGUCCACGAGGGCUGGAGGAGAAGUGACUGCAGCCGGGCAGGCCAAGGUUGGAUACGAGGAAGGACUUUCUCCCCCUGAAGAUGGUUCUGCGCUGGGGCAGGUGCCCGGACUGGUGACGAAAGCUCGGUCACUAAGUGCAGAUUGGACAAUCCUCCGUCUGGUUCAGAUGGUGCUGGCCCUGCCUGGAGCAGGGGGUUGGACUAGGUGCCUCCCUCAGCCAGGUUUCUUUGGACUCUGUGACCUCCAAGGGCACUUCUGUUUUUAGCAUUUCCUGAAGUGGCUGCCCUUUGCCUGGGUCUCAGAGAGCACUGCAGAGCCCAGGGAGUUAGACAGAAGAACUGCUUAGCAGUUCAGCUGAAACUGCCUUCGCUGCUGCUGACGCACACCCCUGAGCGCUCCCAAAUUCCACGCACCGCAGCUGUGGUGCACAGCAGGGGGGUUUUGGCUGGCCCUGUGAAACAUUUGCCCCACUUUCCAAGAGUGGGCGCAUACGCCCCUGCUGUCUGCCCUCUGCCCCUCUUAGCCCUGGGCUGUCCUGCAGCGUGCGUGCAUGGGCUGGCUGCUGCACCUUCCACCUCAGAGGGUUCUGCUAUUCGCAAGGGUAGGGAGCUCCGCACAGAGGGGAGGCAUGUGGCAGGGCUUCGGAGGAGCCCGUCAUCCUGAAAAACACCCCUCGGCUGAAUGGAGGCUGCGUCUGCCUGUGCGUGCCUGGCUCAGUGAGCGGUUCGCAGCCCUUCCCUGGUGACUGGGCAGUGCAAGUGCGUCUUGCUGAUUAGGCCUCAGAAGCAGCAGGCAAGGGAGAGCAGAUGGAAGCUCCCUGUUGGCUGGUGCCAGGAGGUACAUGGUCUUGGGAGAUCUACUUCUUUGGAGGGGUGCUAGAAACAAUCCACUGGGAGGAGAGUGACAGGUUCACAAGGAUGCCCAGGCCCAGGCGCUGCCCUGGUGCCAGUGCUCUGUGAAGCUUGGAUGCGCUCGAACAGGGGGAAGGGGUAGCAAUGCUCCUGCUGUAGCCAGAACUGUCUUCAUGCUGCCCCCCACCCUUGCCCAAGUUAUCCUGUGGGCUUGACCUGCUCUGUCUCCCCCUCAGCAUCCCCUGCCUGAAGGCGCUGGGCAGGCCGCGUGUCCACGUCACUGCAGCGAUGCAUCCAGCCCCACGCAAGGACCAAAGAGCUCCUUGCCACCAGUCAAGACCAAGCAUCGACUUGUCGGAGCACGGGAAGAGGCAAGUCUGAGUCCUUAGCAUCAGCUAGACCCUGUCGCCCCUCCCUGAGAAGUGGCGCUGUCUCCCGGCACCAUGAUCCGCCGACUGCUGGACCGGCCAUGCACCCUGGCCCUACUCAUAGGAUUCCAGUUUGCCUUCAUGGCCUACUUCUCGCUGGGCGGUUUCCGGAACUUGACCUCCAUCUUUGGGCGCGAGUCCAUCCCCGUCUUCGACUACUCCCGCACUCGUGACGUGUACACCAACCUGAGCCGCCUGCUGCCCCCACGUGGCACCCCACCAGGACCCCUGCCCUACUGCCCAGAGCGCUCGCCCUACCUCAUUGGCCCCCUGACCGUGAGCUUCAGCCAGGUACCAACCCUGGAGCAGAUCCAGGCAAAGAACCCUGCGGUGAGUGUAGGGGGGCGGUACCGGCCCCUGACCUGCGAGCCACGGUCCCACACGGCCAUCAUUGUCCCACACCGCAACCGGGAGAUGCAUCUGGGCCACCUGCUGUACUACCUACACCCCUUCCUGCAGCGCCAGCAGCUGCACUAUGGCAUCUACGUCAUCCACCAGGCUGGAAAUUCCACUUUCAACCGGGCCAAGCUGCUGAAUGUGGGGGUGAAGGAGGCCCUGAAGGACGAAGAGUGGGACUGCCUCUUCCUGCAUGACGUGGACCUCAUCCCUGAGAAUGACCACAACCUCUACACCUGCGACCUCUGGAGCCCCAAGCACGUCUCUGUCGCCAUGAACAAGUUUGGCUACAGCCUCCCAUACCCCCAGUACUUUGGUGGGGUGUCAGCCCUGACCCCGGACCAGUACAUGAAGAUCAACGGCUUCCCCAACGAGUACUGGGGCUGGGGCGGGGAGGACGACGACAUUGCCACUCGGGUGCGUCUGGCCGGCAUGAAGAUCUCGCGUCCACCCGUCUCCAUUGGCCACUACAAGAUGGUGAAACACAAGGGAGACAAGGGCAAUGAGGAGAAUCCCCACAGAUUUGACCUGCUGAUCCGGACACAGCACAUGUGGACACAGGAUGGCAUGAACUCGCUCAGCUACAUGCUGCUGGCCAAGGAGCUGCAGCCCCUCUACACCAACAUCACUGUGGACAUCGGGGUCAACCCGCGGCCCCUCAAGGGCCGCAAGGGGCCUGGACCACAGCCUGGCUUCGACAGGCAGAAGCACAAGAGCAGCUCGAACCACGAGUUCAGGCAGGAGAUGUUGCGCACGCUGCCCCGGGCCACAGCAGGCUGGGGGGAACGGCUGACCCCUGUGCGCAAGGGGGUGGGGACAGGUGCCAGCCAGAGGGUACCCCUAGCUCCUGAGACACAGAGCCAGGAGCCUGGAGCUGCUGCAGGCCAACUUGGAGGCAAGGAGGGGGCUCUACAGAAUGGCAGCCAGGCACAGGCCAGAGGGGGAGUUGCAGACAACCCUAGGCCUCAGCAGGGAGAAGGAGCCCCUGCCCUUGGCAAGGCUGCUCAGCGCAGACCCAACCUGCCCCUGCAUGGCCCAGAGGCCUCUGGGAAAGGGAAAGGGAAGCUGGACUUAGGGGACAGUCACCCAGAGACAGACAGGGGUAGAAUGCCCCUGGACCUGGUGCCAGCCAGGAUCCUCCAGGCUCCCCGGAGCCAGGGGGACAAUCAGACGAUAUUGCCCAAUGCACGCUAGGCAGUAGCUGCCCAUGUGUGCUGGCAGGUGGGAGCUGUGUUUUCAGGGACUUGCUCCCUCAGCUGGCUCCUCUGGGGAGUCUUGGUAGCCCCACCUGGGUGCUAUCCCUGGGCCUAAGUCAGCCCUCAAGGCUGGCUGCUUGGGGCUCUUCCCUGGGCCAGCAGCAGGGAGCCAGCAUUGCAGGUGCCAGCAGGCCACAGGACUGGACCAAGGCCUCCAGCUGUGACCCUGCUGUUCUGGCCCCCAGGCCUGGGCCUUCCUGCACCAGGGUUGCCCAGGCUUGUGUGCUGGCUGUGAUCCCUCUGAUGGGAACCUUCCCCUGCCAACCUGACUGCGCAAGGCUGGGCCCUGUCUGGGAAGCCCGAUCUCACAACUGAGGGUUGUGCUGUCCCAAGAUGCCCCGAGGUAGUACCCUGUCUAGGUACACAAGUGGGGUGCGGGGGAGGUAGGUCAGUGGUGGGUGUCCCUGUGGGAAUCUGCUCUUCCAGCAUCCCAACGCAGGUCUGGGGAGAGCUGCAGCAGAGCAAGCUCUGCCCAGCAGCUGGGUCAUGAGCCAUGCUGUGCCCAAGCUGCUGCAGAGCAGCUGUAGCAGGCAACAGUAGAGGAUAGGAUUGCCCCUGCCUUAGAGUUGACCUCCCUGCCCUGACUCCCACUUUCCCUUCAGCUCAGCACCUGCUGCCUUGCAGUGCUGUAGCUGGGGCUGGGCUGACCUAACAUUGGAGCCAGAACCCCAAGCCUUGUGCUGCUCCUCAUAGCCUGCUGUCUGCUCUGCCUGCCUCUCCUCCCAUGGUGCCUGCUGGGGCAAGUGCCAUAUGGGUCAGGGCUGCCUGGCAAGAGACCCUACCCCUGCUGCCUGGAGUCCUGCCUGCACCCCUACUGCAGGGCCAGCCACAGAACAGCCUGCCCCCAGGGGAGGGGAGCACCCCUCAUCAGGGCAGGUGUCUGCCUUGCAUAGCAUCUGUUCCAAGCAGUUCUGCAGCACAGGGCAGUGCCAGUCUUGUCCUGGAGCCACAGGCCCAGUGCAUGCAUGGAGCUGGCCAGAGCUACCUGGGCACUUGCAGGGGUGGGGAGGUUCCUCUUGCCACAGGUAACCACCUCUAGGGGGCAGAAUUAAGUGUGUGCUGGUCCCCCUGGGCCUGCAUGAGGUCAACCAGUCCUUGACAUGGGAGCUGGGCUGGGGCAGUAGUAGCUUUCCUCCAGAAGCCCUAAAGCUGGUGCUUCCCAGUGAGCAGAGCCAGCGCCUCGCGCUGCUCCCAGCCUGUGCCUGCCUCCGGGCCCCACACUUGUGGGUGCUGUUACAUUGGACCCGGUCCCCCCCAUAGCCGCUCGCAUCCAGUCCCAGGCCCCGCGUGCGACUAUUUAUUUUAUUUAUGAACAAUCGGCUGCAGCAGCACUGGGGGUUUGUUAGGGUUUUUCAAUAAAAACUUUGUCUUGCA
This is a messenger RNA of Alligator mississippiensis (American alligator), 5180 nucleotides long. It is a transcript of the gene B4GALT3, whose product is annotated as beta-1,4-galactosyltransferase 3. NCBI's taxonomy places the organism in Eukaryota, Metazoa, Chordata, Crocodylia, Alligatoridae. Gene Ontology annotation, molecular function: glycosyltransferase activity. Gene Ontology annotation, biological process: galactosylceramide biosynthetic process; carbohydrate metabolic process. The transcript is spliced from 7 exons. The record is from RefSeq and is a predicted model, not a curated record. The coding region runs from base 2170 to 3744 and encodes 524 amino acids.